AUGGACCAUGACAGAAAGAAGAGAUCAAGAACAUCACCAGAAGGAGAUCAUCAACAAGAUUCCCAGUCCAAGCACUUGUUAGAUAAGAAGAAGAAAGCCAAGAAGACUAGUCAUAAUGAUAACAUCACCACCAAUUGUGGCAGUACAAGUUACAUCUCACCGGAUCAUGAUUCCAAUGAGGUGUCUCAGGGAGUUUUCGAUUUCCCAUGGCUGAAAGAUGGUGUUGUUUCGAAAUCAGACGAGUUGAAAUUUGAAGAUGCCUUCUUGUCACAGCUCACAAACACUUCCAACUCCAUCACCACCACCACAGGUAUAGAAUUUUCUUUCCCGGGUCAGUGUUUGUUUCAAACUCCAGUUGAGGCAAUGCUGGACUUUCCAGAAGAAAAGUUUGACCAGGAAAACUUGCUCGAGGAAGAUGAUGGUGGUGAUGGUUUGGAGAAAGAGAAUUUGGACUGCCUUUGGAGCUCUUUGCUUAACCAGCCACUACUUGGGCAACACAAUUGAAAUUUCUUCCCUCCACGAUUUGUUUUACACCAAAAUAUGGAACAGAAACUUAAAUAUUUAUAUGUUAUAGUUACAUAAUAAUAUAUACACAGUUAAUAUUUGCUAGCAUAA
Cannabis sativa is the source of this 615-nucleotide messenger RNA. RefSeq lists its product as uncharacterized. The record is from RefSeq and is a predicted model, not a curated record. The transcript has a single exon. The coding region runs from base 1 to 504 and encodes 167 amino acids. Lineage: Eukaryota; Viridiplantae; Streptophyta; Magnoliopsida; Rosales; Cannabaceae.